Messenger RNA from Penicillium egyptiacum, 933 nucleotides. The record is from the annotation of a GenBank genome assembly. NCBI's taxonomy places the organism in Eukaryota, Fungi, Ascomycota, Eurotiomycetes, Eurotiales, Aspergillaceae.
AUGCCGCCUCAAUUAGGGGGUAUAUUUGCUGGCGGGAUGCCGAAGUUACGCAGUCGUGGAGGUGUCGAUACAGGUGCCAGUCGAGACUCGCCAUAUAUCUCUGAUUCCGAAGGUGCACCUCGACCACCUGCUGCGCCAGCUCCCAAGCCUCCAACAGCUCCCCGGCCUCCUGGGACCAGGCCGCCUCCCCGUCCAUCAUCGACCGAUUCACCACCUGCACCACCGGUCAAUCCUUUGGUUGCCGGCUUGAAGAAGCCUCCCCCAAGACCUGCUUCACGACCCUCCUCUACAGUUUCAGCGCCAUCUACAAAGGCCCCUGAAGUGCCGCCUCCACGCGCACCUCCUCCCCCUCCAGCACCGGGCAAGCUUCCACCACCGCCUACGUCGAGAAAACCGUCCGGACCCCCACCACCUCCCCCGGCAGCCCCCGCGACUCGGGCACCUCCUCCCCCGCCGGCUGCUUCUAGAUCGACACCACCCCCUCCCCCAUCAGUAGCCCCGCCUUCAAUUGCUGCGCAGGCUGCCCGUUCCGCCCUAGGACAUUCUUCGCCUUCGGCACCUCCCCCGCCACCCCCAUCAGCUGCCCCAGGUGCUCCUCCACCACCACCUCCUCCUCCAACUUCACUUCCUGCCGCUCCGUCAAGCGAGCCACCAUCCCGACCAUCCCCUGUUUCCUCUCGCCCUGUCUCCCAUGAACCCUUUGCAGCGCUGGACCCUAGUGCUUAUACACUUUCCAAUGGUGGAUCACCUGCACCAAGCUCACGAAGUCCUUCAACACAUGGACAUGGCCCAGUCCAAAUAGAAGACCCGCGUUUCAAAUUCCAAAGCGAGGGGCUGCUCCCCAAACCGCGGCAAUUUAUCGGUGGAGACCGCCGGUAUCGCGCUGGAAGGGGCAGCAGUGUUCCUUUGGAUCUGAGUGCAUUGCGAGGCUGA